This is a messenger RNA of Effrenium voratum, 3510 nucleotides long. Lineage: Eukaryota; Dinophyceae; Suessiales; Symbiodiniaceae. The record is from the annotation of a GenBank genome assembly.
GCCUGGGCGACCCAUCCGGCCUCACCAAACGAACCUUCCGCACGCCCCGUGUCACACGGUCCUCGCGUCCGCUUCGUGAGCCAUGCGCCGCCUGAGAUGACUCGCGAGGCGAAGCCAAAGGCGCGCGCCAAGGGCAAGGCUAGGGCCAAGAGCGCAGGAGGCCGCGCCGGCGCGCCGCAGCGGGCACGGAGCUUCCGGCGGCCAGCGGCAAAGGCCACGCCACGCAAGCGAUAUCGUCAGAAGACCUCGGAUCCGGCCUUAGCGAGGGCCGAAGGAGUUCAGAGGCCAAGACAGCCGGGCGACGAGCCAACGCGACCGCGGAAAUCAAGGAAGUUGGCCGAAGAGGCCGAAGACAAGGAUGAGAACAGCAGUGAGUUGAUGGAGGACUCGGACUUCAACUCUUCCGAUCUGGACGCGGUGCUGUGGGCGGUGGGCGGCCAAGAGCUGGAAGAGUCAGGCAAGAUGGCAGAGCGUAUGAACAACCGGCGCAUCAACAAGAAGAGGAAGCAGAGGAAGAAGGUGCGAGAGUCCAAGACAGCGGUGCAAAGCGCUCGCGAGAACUGCAAGGCCACCCCGCAGGCGCGGGAGCAGUUGGCCCAGGGCCAGGCGCAGUACGCCUGCGGCGACUUCCUGCAGGCCAUCGAGUCCAUGCGCGCGGCCAUCCGAGAGCAACCCGGGCUAGCCGAUCCGUACCACGUGCUGCACCUCGUGUACACGGAGCUAUCAGAGGACAAGAAGGCCUUGGAUGCCCUGCUCUUGUCUGCCUACUUCACGUCGCCGUCCUCAGAGGCGCGGCCAGUGUGGCGCAAGGUUGCAGACCUGUCAAUGCGGCUGGAGCUGGCUGACCAGGCCUGCUAUGCCUUCAAGCGCAGCAUCGGCCCCCGAGGUUCUCGCACUGAGGAUGACUGGAAAUCCCUCUGGGAGCUGUCCCAACUGCUGUUCAAGAAGGACAAUGUCGACAGAGGCAUCGAGCUCCUCUAUGAGCUCUACGAGGACACCGAGGAGCCCAAGCUGGCCUGUGUGGUGGCCAAGCGACUGGUCCAAAGGCACCGGUGGAAGGAGAGCGUGGCCUUGCUGGAGAGCUGCGUGGAGAGGGGGCGCCAGGCCAAACCCCCGCGAGUGGACCUGAACACCUUGAACAUCCUGGCGGAGGUCCUCAUGGAGCUCCGCGACUUUGAGAAGUGCGCGCAGCUUUUGAAGGAUCUUCUGCACCUGACGCCAGCGCCAGGCAGCGAGGGCGACGGCAAGAGCACGGCGCUGGCGUUGAUCCCCGCGACUGACACCAAGGCGUUGAUGAAGCGUCUGCACAACAGCCCGGUGGAUUUGGUGGCCAAGCUGGGCGCGGCUUUGUGCCAGAUCCCGGCCAAGGAUGAAGAGGACCCAGUGGGCAAGUGCGCCAUCGAGGUUGUCUUGUCUCACCCUGCGGAGACUCAUCAAGAUCUGUACCUGCUGCUUGUGGACGCUUUGCUGGCAGAUGCGGGCACGACUGCGGACACGGUCAGCCAGCGGUGGCGGCAGCGGGCCAAGGUUCGGCCCUGGGCUGCAGAGCAGGCGCACCACAUCUUGCAGCUGCUCGCGGAGUGCCAGCUGGAGGACCUCCGGGAGCGCCAGGCCAUGUGCCUUUGGCGCAUGGGGAAGGUGGAGGAGGCGGCUCUGGCCCUGGAAGCGUUGCUGGAGGACCCAGGGGAUCGCACAGACGUGGACCUGCGCAACCUGAGGGUCCGCGCAGCAGAAGCGUGGAUAGAGCAGGGCAACUCUGACCGAGCAGACCAGGUGCUAAGCUCGCUCAGCUACGAGGACCUGCAGCGUAGCAACGUGCUGCCUCCUGCGCUCAGCGCGGCGGAGCGGAGGAACCUCUACAAGGAGAUCACGCAAACCAUCGAAAAGACUCUCUCCGCUGCUGUGGCCGCCAAUGACAGAGCGCAUCCCCACAUCUAUGUGGGCAGUGCAGAGGAGCUGGCCUCGUUUAUCUCCAAGUUUCGGCAUCUGGUGUACGACUGCGAGCUUGACUACAAGCGCUUGUCCGCCUACAGCGCGAGCCAAAGGGAGCAGAAGGAGUCGGCCGCGCUGGCCAUUGAGGAUGCCAAGAGUCCUGACAAGGCGAAGGAAGAGGCCGAGAAGGACGAGGAAAAGGACGAGGACCUGGAGAAGACGAAACGGGCGGCCAAGACCAUGUUGAAGCCCGUCAAGGGGGCGCGGGCCAAGGCGGAGGAAUCGAUGCAGGCGUCCACCAGCUACCGCUGGAAGCGAAAGCACCUGGGCCUGGAUUCGGUGGAGGACAUGUUCGGGUUCGAGUCGUACCUCUCGAUGGUAAAGAUGGGCGUGGACAUCAUCCGCAGUUAUGCAGUGUCGCAGAAGAAUUCCAAGUCGCGGGAGGGCGUAAUCCAGGCAGCACGUGCGGUGGAGCUGUGCGAGAUGAUCAUCUCCAACCGAAAGCUGGUCUCCGUGCGGAAUCCGGUGAAGCGGCGCCUGGUGCGAGACCUGGCCAUGACCUCCCUCACCGCAGGUUUUGAGGCCCGCCUCUGGAAGGUGGUCUUCAAGCACCUGCGCGUGGUGUGCGAUCGCAACGACAACGAUCAUCUCGUGGCGCUGUUCACGAGAAUCUUGUUCACCCAUGCAGACGUGGACGGCUUGUGCGGCCCGGCCUCCCAAGACCGCGCAGAUGUGGCCCCCUGGGAGCACGAGAAGACCGGCUUCUCCGCCUCCGGGCACCGCAACACCUAUGCUGCAGCCUUCACAGAUGUGCGCAGCUGGGCCAUCCGGCGGCUGCUGAAGAGGCCGCGCGCCUAUGCCCUCACGCUGCUAUGUGGGCACUUUUGCACCAUCGCCUCGCAGUAUCCAUUCUCGGUGGCAGAAUACUCGCGGGCCCAUCGGCUGUCUCCCUUCGAUCCGUUGCCGGCCCUUUGCACCGCCACAGCCUACAUCUCCUUCGCCAUGUCGCGUGCCGCAGUUUGGCGGCACGACCUGGUGCUCAAGGGCCUGAACUUCCUGCAGCGCUACCAACGCCUGCGCCUGCGCUCCGCAGGUAUUCUUCCCACGGAAGAGGAUAAAGAAGACGAGGAGUGGGUGGACUCCUGGGGCGGUCUUUCCUCAGAGCGCCAGCCUUGGGAAGAGAGGAUCCCAGAUGACCCGUUAGAUCGCUUGGCAAUGCGGGCGGAAGCUGCCUACAACUAUGGCAGGGCCUUCCACCAGCUGAGCAUUGUGAACCUGGCCGUAGAGGCAUACGAAGCUGCGCUCAGCUGCUUCGAUGGCCUUUCCGAGGCAGAGAGCUGCAGGACCGACCUGGUUGUGAUCCGCCGCUCAGCUGCCUGGAAUUUGGCAUACCUCUUUAAGGCGCAGGGUAUCCCCGCCUUGGCUGCGGAUGUGCUUUGCAAACACGUCGUGUGGUAGCGAGGCCAAGCUCUUCGAGGACCUCAAGCACAAGCAGCCAGCCCUGCGGCUCGAGUGAGGCAAUCUCCGCGUCACAAGGCGCGCGCACAGAGCUCGCGGAAACGGCGGCGGCUUGGUCCA